AUGGAGAAGAAGAGCGUGAAAAUCUUUUUAAUGUUGUGCAUACUUGUUUGUCUGGCAGGGAUGGGAAUAAUAUUUGCAACAAAGGAAAAUAGUCUAGAAUUCGGGAGUGGGGAUGUUAAUCAUUCAGUGCUAGAGACAAAAUAUGAAACGUGUCUAGAGAUAAAAGAUAUAGAGGAAGAAAACUCUCCAAGCAUUGAAAAACCCCCAGAAAGACCAAGUACAAGCGCACAGAAUAUUUUAAAUAAAAGUGCGUUGAAUACAGAAGAGAUAGCGCCACAUACAAGUUUAAACACAGGGACUUUAUUAAAUAUAAAGGAGCAAGAACAGACAGUAAGAGAAAACAUACCAUUUAAUUUUGUUAAUAAAGAAGCAGAGAUUUCUACAGAAAAUGCACCUAGCACAGAGCCAGUAUUUACAAAAUAUAAUGAUUUAAAUGAGCUUAUAAAAAAAGAAAGUGUGAUUUCGGGUAUAGAAAAUAAAACAAGUCCAAAUCCAUUGGAAAAUAAUUCACAGGAAUUGGCAUCAGUUUCUACAUGCAAUCCCAAAGAGGAGUUGAUAGAAAUGUUAGAGUGCAUAGUUAAAAGAAACCCAAGCCUAGAUCCAAAAACUCAAAAAAUUUAUAAUGACAUUUAUACUAUUAAUGCACUUCUCAUAAACAGAAACACAGUUGUACUUGAAAAUUUGAGAUUAUCCAGUAUAAAUGUAGUAGAAAAAAUAACACUAUGGGAGGUGCUGCAGGCUUGCAAAGAAGGAAAGUCCAUAGACAUAGAUGUCAGCAGUUCAGACCCUAUUAUGUGGAUCAUUUUUUAUUAUCCUAACGACCUUUUGUAUAUUCCACUUAUUGUACAUGCGAUAUUCACUUACUAUACUCCGAAAAAUAUAUCUAAUAUCACUAUAUCUAUAUUAAAGUUUAACUUCGAGUUUAACAUAAAUGUUUUGAAUGAAUUUCAAAUAUUUAAAGAAGUAAAGAGCAUUACAAUAGCAAAGUCACAUAUUUAUUCCAACACACUAAAUAUAUUAAAAGACUUUAGCAAUUUGAAGGUACUUUAUAUUUCAAAAGGACUAAUAUUAAAUAUAGGCGAUGCAUGCAUUAUUCCAACCUUGCCAACAACCCUAGAAAGACUACAAAUAUCUGAUAUUGAUAAAUACAAUGUAAACUGGAUGCUUAGUGAAUUAGACUCCUGGGAUAAUAUAAAAGAAAUAGAUAUUUCGGGAGUUAACUUCAUGGAUACCUUUGUUCUGAACAAAUUAAAAACGCUUAGCAAAAUAACUUCAUUCAGACUCAAAGACAUAGUGUUUGCUGGUGCCCCAAACUUUUCCUUCCUUAAACAAAUGAGUGAACUAAAUCAGUUGUUCAUGUGCAAUAUUUUCUAUUCCUACACAGAAAAAUUUGAACUAAACAAGUUAGAUAAAAUUAAAAGUAAUCUAGCGUACUUAUUCCCAGACAUUAUAGAAAAAAAAGUGAUGGUCGGGUAUGCGUAUCUAGCAAAGGAAAACAGAAUGGUUGGCGAUUACAUCUCUCCUAUGAAUAUUAUUGUUGAUAGCAAGCUGUAUGCUGACCUAAGGCUGCGUAGAAUAGAAUGCAAAGCAGGGAAACCAUAUAAUAUUCGAAUUGAGUUUGUGAAUAGUAUGGAUCAUUUAUUGGCUAAUUCAGUUGGAUUACAAUUCACUCUAAAUGAUACACAUUCCUGCCUUGAUAUUAAAGUUGAGCCGAAAGCAGCAGUAAAUCCUAAAUCCUUAUUGCUUGAGAAUCUAAAAAAUAUUAAAUUUCCAUUCUUACAAAUUAAAACCAUUGAAACAAUACAUCUAGAGAGCUCCCUUAACAACAAAUCAGAAAAAAGUGCAAUAAUGGACAUUCUUUCACAUCAAAUUAUGAAGUAUGCAAAGAACAACAAGAUAAAAAACAUAAAACUGGUAUCCCUAGUGCCAGCAGCAAGAAUAGAUAUACGCAAGCUUGAUUUAUUUAACAGAAUUGUGCCGAGUCUUGAAAUCCUAAAGCUAUCAAAUAUCACCUUUACAACAAAAUACAUAAUCCCCAAAAAUAUGGAUGAAAAAAAUAUUCUGAAGACCUGUAAAAAAUAUAUUAAAAAUAACCCGAAUAACGCAAUUGGGUCUUACUUAUUUUCCAAAAAACAAAAUAAUCUUACGCUUGUUGGGAAUUUAUAA
Messenger RNA from Nematocida parisii ERTm1, 2166 nucleotides. RefSeq lists its product as uncharacterized. The coding region runs from base 1 to 2166 and encodes 721 amino acids. NCBI's taxonomy places the organism in Eukaryota, Fungi, Microsporidia. The transcript has a single exon. The record is from RefSeq and is a predicted model, not a curated record.